ACGUCGCCCAACUGCAGCAAACGCACGCAUAUCGCCCACACUACGCGAUUACCCGGCCAUAGCUCUGCCUGCCCCAUACAAAGGCUACCUCCCCGUCCACUGGCAGAACCGAACCUUAUACCUCCCCGAAAAGCAAAUACACCACAGUCAUCAUGUCUGACAACGGAUCUCCCAACGUUCAGCAGAAGCCCGAGGAAGGCCAGAGUGAGCACUUGAACAUCAAGGUCACGGAUAACAACAACGAGGUCUUCUUUAAGAUCAAGCGCACGACAGCUCUGGGCAAGCUCAUGAACGCCUUCUGCGAUCGCCAGGGAAAGAACAUCUCAAGCGUGCGCUUCCUCUUCGACGGACAGCGCGUCACAGCACAAGACAACCCAGACACGCUCGACAUGCAAGACGGCGACACCCUCGAAGUCCACCAGGAGCAGAUCGGCGGCGGUUGCUAGUCGCAAUGGCCUGAUCUAUGAGCUGCGCGGCCACUACACCAUCGACGCUGGCCACACGACACUUUCUACCAUCUCCUUCACGACCUGCACGCAUACGAGGGCCGACAUUGGGCUUGGCGCGGGCGAAAGCGGAGAUGAUACGGUUUACGCUUUGAGACGGACUUUUCAGGGAUACUGGCGUCACUGGUGGAUUUAUCAGGCUCACUUCCGAGCGAGGCCCGAGCGAGGCCGUUUUGUGCUUUCGUAUACCUUUUGACGGACGCCGUGGGCGGAGAGUACCCAAUGUAUGACUUCAACACUUCAA
This is a messenger RNA of Parastagonospora nodorum SN15, 750 nucleotides long. RefSeq lists its product as hypothetical. The transcript has 3 exons. Gene Ontology annotation, biological process: protein sumoylation. Lineage: Eukaryota; Fungi; Ascomycota; Dothideomycetes; Pleosporales; Phaeosphaeriaceae. Gene Ontology annotation, cellular component: nucleus; septin ring. Gene Ontology annotation, molecular function: ubiquitin-like protein ligase binding; protein tag activity. The record is from RefSeq and is a predicted model, not a curated record. The coding region runs from base 153 to 446 and encodes 97 amino acids.